CGCUAUAUAAAGCUACCGGCGGCCCCGGGUACGCCGAGAAAACAGCUCUCGCCUGUCUGUGUUAUUCGACAGCGGCAGUCUCCAGACACCCCUCUUAUCUUGUCUCUGGACCGGCGGUUCAUCGCAGAAGUCUCCGAGUGUUCAGGGCAGCUAUGUCUCGCUCCGUCGACAUCCCCGUGAACUCCACGACGCAGACCAGGACGGAGGUGAAGAAGUUUCACCGUGUCUUUGAGGGUACCAGCGCUUCCGACGUCAGGCGUCAGAUGGACGAAUUCGCCAAGGAGUUCCCGGACUGCAUGCGGUACCUGGAUGGCAUGUUCCCAGAGUCCUCGCUCCUGCCGUCGUCGGCGUACAACGGUGCUCCCAGGCCCGAGAGGCAAGAGAGCGUCGUGAAGGAGGUCAAGGUACUGCCCAGUACGGACAAAGACAAGAUCUCGGUGGAGAUCGACGUCGAAGGCUUCAAGGCGGACGACGUGACGCUCAAGGCGGUCGGAAGGCAGCUCAACGUCAGGGCCUUCUGUGAGCACACAGAGGGGGACACCAAGAUUCGACGCGAGCUCAGGAGGAACGUGGUGCUACCCGAGGGCGUGGACGUGGAGAAGAUCGCCUGCCGACUCACUGCCGAGAACAAGCUGGUCAUUGAGAUUCCACUGCCCGUCGAGAAGAGCAAGGGUGUCGAGUACGUGAUCCCUGUCCGCUGCGAGAUCGCCCGCAGCGUCAGCAAGGAGGGAGAAGCCACCACAACCAAGACCGUGGAGCGAUGAAAACUUGAACGUGGCAUUGUGAUCUCGACCCCUACUUUUUUGUUUUAUCCAGAACUUUCGUGCAUUGUAUUAUAUACGUGUAUCAGAUGAGAAUGAAUUAUUUAUUUAUGGGGA
Ixodes scapularis (black-legged tick) is the source of this 878-nucleotide messenger RNA. RefSeq names its product alpha-crystallin A chain. The record is from RefSeq and is a predicted model, not a curated record. Gene Ontology annotation, biological process: response to heat; protein refolding. Gene Ontology annotation, molecular function: protein folding chaperone. Bases 153 to 764 code for a protein of 203 amino acids. The transcript has a single exon. NCBI's taxonomy places the organism in Eukaryota, Metazoa, Arthropoda, Arachnida, Ixodida, Ixodidae.